Molecule: messenger RNA, 771 nt
Organism: Puccinia triticina
Lineage: Eukaryota; Fungi; Basidiomycota; Pucciniomycetes; Pucciniales; Pucciniaceae
Exons: 3
Coding region: 1-771 (256 amino acids)
Source: RefSeq, a predicted model, not a curated record
AUGGGUGCCCGGCUCAAUCUCCCCAUGAAGGCCGCGAUGACAAACGCCGAGCGACUGAUAAGGACGGUAGCCUCGUUUUCAACGACAGCAGGACUGUUGGCUGGCGAUGGGUGCCCGGCUCAAUCUCCCCAUGAAGGCCGCGAUGACAAACGCCGAGCGACUGAUAAGGACCAUAGCCUCGUUUUCAACGACAGCAGGACUGUUGGCUGGCGAUGGGUGCCCCGUCCGAUGGAGGUGGGUCAUCGAGAAGGACCACGGAGACGACACUUCUACCCUUGCGGCUUGAGACUUGGGGCCAGCUUUCUUUUAAUCGGAGACAACAAUCUUGACAUGAAGCGAUCAAAGCCCCAACAACAUAUGAUUCGGAAGGUCGCCCCUUGGCCGCCAACCCCCAAAUCAACCGCCAUCGUCUGUCCUGCUCAUACACAUUGUGAUCGUUCAAAUCGGCGCUGGUCAGCAUUCAACAGUUGUUUAAGGGCCUCCUUCGCCCCGACAAACUUGGGGCGCUCUGACGAACUUCAGGCUGCCGGGAUGCUACUGCAUAUCUCCCAGCAGAUAGCUUCUCAGCAUGCUCGCACACUAGCACUGCAUCAUCAGCAGGACUCUACCUCCUGCGAGGACUCCACUCAUUCGCUUCCCCUUCGCGAUGAAGACCCGGCCGUUUGUGUCCAUCAGGACCUCCAAACCCGAGUUGCUCAACAUGUCUCCAUCCCCCCAGCACAAAGAAAGCACCCGCCAAUUGCUGCAAUGGCCCGCCAGCGAACCAUGUAG